This is a messenger RNA of Myotis brandtii (Brandt's bat), 482 nucleotides long. RefSeq names its product DNL-type zinc finger (gene DNLZ). The transcript is spliced from 2 exons. The record is from RefSeq and is a predicted model, not a curated record. Gene Ontology annotation, biological process: protein import into mitochondrial matrix; protein folding; protein stabilization. Lineage: Eukaryota; Metazoa; Chordata; Mammalia; Chiroptera; Vespertilionidae. Gene Ontology annotation, cellular component: mitochondrion. The coding region runs from base 49 to 393 and encodes 114 amino acids. Gene Ontology annotation, molecular function: protein-folding chaperone binding; zinc ion binding.
GAGAGCAGGGGCUGCAGGAGGGGUGGAGCUGCCCCCAAGGGCGGGCCCAUGGCCUCACGUGCCCUGUCUCCAUGUCUCCCCCAGGUAUGUGGGACCCGGUCCUCCAAGCGAAUCUCCAAGCGGGCUUACCACCAGGGAGUGGUCAUUGUGACCUGCCCCGGCUGCCAGAACCACCACAUCAUCGCGGACAACCUGGGCUGGUUCUCCGACUUGGAGGGGAAGAGGAAUAUUGAAGAAAUCCUGGCAGCCAGAGGGGAGAAGGUGUGCCGAGUGGCCGGUGAUGGGGCUCUGGAGCUGGUGCUAGAGGCCGCGGGGGCCCCCCGAUCUACCACUGCAGCAGAAGGGGGUGAGGACGAGGAUCCCACCCACCCUGGCAAGACAGAGCCCAGCUGACCCUGCCUCCCGCCCUUGAGGGGGCUGCUGCGGCCGGGCCGCUGUGCACGCGCCGGCUUCUGCAAUAAACAGACAUCACUUGCAGGCGA